Molecule: messenger RNA, 678 nt
Organism: Candidula unifasciata
Lineage: Eukaryota; Metazoa; Mollusca; Gastropoda; Stylommatophora; Geomitridae
Source: the annotation of a GenBank genome assembly
UGUCCUGGAUGUAUGAAGUAUGUGCAGUAUGCUGGAUGUGUGAAGUAUGUGCAGUAUGCUGGAUGUGUGAAGUAUGUGCAGUAUGCUGGAUGUGUGAAGUAUGUGCAGUAUGCUGGAUGUAUGAAGUAUGUGAAGUAUGCUCAAUGUGUGAAGUAUGUGCAGUAUGCUGGAUGUGUGAAGUAUGUGCAGUAUGCUGGAUGUGUGAAGUAUGAGCAGUAUCCUGGAUGUGUCAAGUAUGUGCAGUAUGCUGGAUGUGUGAAGUAUGUGCAGUAUGCUGGAUGUGUGAAGUAUGUGCAGUAUGCUGGAUGUGUGAAGUAUGUGCAGUAUGCUGGAUGUGUGAAGUAUGAGCAGUAUCCUGGAUGUGUCAAGCAUGUGCAGUAUGCUGGAUGUAUGAAGUAUGUGCAGUAUGCUGGAUGUGUGAAGUAUGUGCAGUAUGCUGGAUGUGUGAAGUGUGUGCAGUAUGCUGGAUGUGUGAAGUAUGUGCAGUAUGCUGGAUGUAUGAAGUAUGUUCAGUAUCCUGGAUGUGUGAAGUAUGUGCAGUAUGCUGGAUGUGUGAAGUAUGUGCAGUAUCCUGGAUGUGUGAAGUAUGUGCAGUAUGCUGGAUGUGUGAAGUAUGUGCAGUAUCCUGGAUGGGUGAAGUAUGUGCAGUAUGCUGAAUGUAUGAAGUAUGUGCAGUGA